AUGUCAGAGCGGGUCACGAUGUCUGUAUUAAAAGUCAGUUGCGUAACUGAUCAACUGAUGAGUCAUCAAUCUGUGCGACAAUUAAUUUCUAACAUAGACCAAGAUCCUUACGAAAAAGCUUUACCGGUCGAUAUUGAUACUAAUAAGAAUAUCGGUGCCCUUAAGAAAGUUAUCAAGAAUGAUAUUAGUGAAAGCGUGUCGGCGAGAGACCUUAAACUGUUCAAAGUCGAUAUUCCCCUUGGAGAAACCAGAGACGAGAAUGUCGUGAAGAUGCUUGAACUUGGUGAUCUCAAUAUUGGUCAGGAAAUGAAUAAUAAUAUACAAAAAAUUAGUGAUUAUUUUAGUGCGCAACCUGUCGACAUAAACUUACAUAUUCUCGUGCAACUUCCUACUGUUGCCACCGGAAAACGGUCAAUUUCGCCUUCUGUUGAAUCAAGAGAAUCCAAGAAGGGAAAAACUAUAGAGGCGGAAUUUAGUAACAUUUGUGAUUUGGUCAAACAUUUACGAAAUAGUAAAAAAGAGGUUAUUGCAUCAACGUCCGGUUCAACCAGUAUUGAAGAUGCGAUCGAAGAAAUAAUUAUAAAAGAGGAAGAAGUUAAUCCAUGCAAUAUUAUUAAACACCCUCAAGAAAAACCUCUUGCAGUGAUUAAGAAGCCAGCAAUAUAUGUGAGAGAAUCAUACGAGGAGCUCUACCAUCUAAUGAUCGACCAAGCUUCUAAGAGUUCCGAUCACAAGUUCCUCGUCACCGGCACUUCAGGUAUUGGUAAAUCAUGCUUCUUAAUUUACUUCUUAAUCCAGCUUUUGUGUGAAUCCGAGAAUCCCACGAUCAUUUUUCAGCCAGUUCAAAGUGAAGACUUCUACUGUUUUGAGGAUCUUUAUCUCAGUUUCGGUCGUUAUGAUGAUUUCUCAGCUCACUUCCAAUCCUCCGAAACGUGGUACCUAGCGGAUGGUAUUUUAUCUCCCAAGUUAGUCCCGGCGAAAACGGUGGUUGCUUUAUCGCCAAAAGGCGUAGUUAAAGAUGAAUUUCAAGAAUUCGGAAAGGAUCUUGUACAGACAUUUUACAUGUCACCUUGGUCACUAGAGGAGUUGUCAUUUUGCCGGAAAUACGUUUUCUCGGACGUGCCUGAAGACAUAAUGUUAGCUCUUUAUGACAAGGCAGGCGGUGUGCCAAGAUACGUUUUCCGGAGGGUUGAAAUCUCAUUGAAAUAUAAUUUAGAUCCAAAAACACCUGAAGGGAAAGAGAUGAUCAUAAAAAAAGCUUUUGAACGCGUUGAAUUUGCUCUUUUGCAAGUUAAAAACUUCGACGAUCUUAUAGCUUGCUUCACCGAAAAUGCCUAUUUUAUUCAAUAUAGCAGUCGCCUUGUUCACCGAUGGCCAGAUCCUUCUUAUAAUGAUUAUCAUCUUCAAUGGGCUUCUCGUUAUAUAUACGACGAGAUCGAGAGAAGGCUAGAGAAACAGUCAUGGAGCUCUCUUUUGGAGAGGAUCCAAAUGAUGAGAAAUUAUCCCAGUGCUAGAGGGAUUAUGUUCGAGAUGUACGUAAUCCACCUUUUCCGGUCUAGUAAUGAUCAAUACGCUAUGAGAGAACUGCGGGAAAGCCCUAAGACAACAGAUAUUCCCCAACAUAGGAAAUUUUCCAUGGGUAAAUCGCCAACAGUUGGUAAUAUUCGAACUGCAAAGGAACUUUCAAGUAAAAGUGAUGAUAUAAUUAUCCUUCCUGAGACAUCAAAUUUUGGUGCGGUAGAUCUAUUUUACACACCAGAUAUGAUGUUUCAGGUUACGGUGUCCAACAAUCAUCCAAUCAAACAAGUCGAGCUAGUUAAUAUAGUUGAAAAUAUGCCAGCCUAUGGAAGGAAAACCCCAAUUAAUUUGGUCUUUGUGGUACCGGACGAUAUAUAUGACACUUAUAAAUAUCAAGAUAUUGUAACAAAAGAUGCGAAAAGUAAGAGCUUUCGAAAGGUAAAAACACAGGACGCUAAACUCAAGAAUGUUCAACAAUGGGUUUUAAAAAUCGAUAUUAGUAUGAGUAAGUCGACUAAGUUUGUAAAAGCAAAAGAAACUUUUAUGCAAAGACUUAAAUUCGGAUCAUCAUCAGGAUCGUCAUCUGUGGUUGAGUCAGAUUCACCUUCAUUAAUACCAGAGUCAGGAUCAGGAGUUGAUUCACCUACAAUAGCACCAGAAAAGCAUAAAAAAAAGUCAAAGAAAUUUAAAGAUAAAGAACCUGUCUCCUUGUAA
Molecule: messenger RNA, 2232 nt
Organism: Funneliformis geosporum
Lineage: Eukaryota; Fungi; Glomeromycota; Glomeromycetes; Glomerales; Glomeraceae
Source: the annotation of a GenBank genome assembly